AUGUCGCUUGUCAGAGCAGGCCGUUUCGCCUGCUUCCGCGCCGGCAGGCUCGUCGCCCCCGUCAAUGCCCGUUUCGUGUCCGGUCGCGGCGACCCUGCGAGCACUUCCAGCCCUUCUGAUGCCCCCGGUGUCCCUCACUCAGACAGCUCCCUGAUCCGCAAGGAGAGCCCUUCCCAGGCCAUGGCUCGUCACCAGCCUGACUACGAGGCCACCAUUGACCAUGCCACCUCGCAAUUCUCCCCUGUGCCCAAGCGCGUCAUGGAUGGCAGCGAGCCCGGCCAGACCGUGGCCGCGGCCGUCCUCUCCGGUGCUCCCACCGACCUGCAGGCUCGUACUGUCCGAAUCUACCGUCAAGCAAAGCCCGCCACACAGUCCGGCACCUGGCACAGCCACCACUGGCGCAUGGACUGGGACAUUCUACAACGCGGCCACCGCUGGGAAAACCCGCUGAUGGGCUGGCAAUCGUCCGCCGACUGCAUGCAGGGCACCAACAUCAACUUCAAGACCAAGGAGGACGCCAUCCUCUUCGCCCAGAAGCAGGGCUACGAGUACUUCGUCCAGGAGCCCAACGAGCGCCGUUUCGUCCCCAAGGCCUACGCGAACAACUUCGUCCACGAACCCAAGAAGAUCAAGCACAUCAAGACUAAAUAA
This is a messenger RNA of Aspergillus heteromorphus CBS 117.55, 651 nucleotides long. RefSeq names its product ETC complex I subunit. Gene Ontology annotation, biological process: electron transport chain. The record is from RefSeq and is a predicted model, not a curated record. The transcript has 3 exons. NCBI's taxonomy places the organism in Eukaryota, Fungi, Ascomycota, Eurotiomycetes, Eurotiales, Aspergillaceae. The coding region runs from base 1 to 651 and encodes 216 amino acids.